Psilocybe cubensis is the source of this 525-nucleotide messenger RNA. RefSeq lists its product as uncharacterized. The transcript is spliced from 5 exons. Gene Ontology annotation, cellular component: EMC complex. Gene Ontology annotation, biological process: protein folding in endoplasmic reticulum. The record is from RefSeq and is a predicted model, not a curated record. The coding region runs from base 1 to 525 and encodes 174 amino acids. NCBI's taxonomy places the organism in Eukaryota, Fungi, Basidiomycota, Agaricomycetes, Agaricales, Agrocybaceae.
AUGGCGCACACAAUUCUAGAAUAUUCAACAUUGGAGUCAACGUCUAAAUGGAAGAACUUACCACCACCUCCAGGUUUUUCAAAGUCGUCAUCAUCGACUCAUAAAGUGACCAACUCUAAGAAAGCGGUGGUGUCUCCGGAGUCUUAUGACGCGCUCAAAGAGAAACGCGCAUGGGAUGUAGCAAUUGCUCCUGCCAAGUCGCUUCCUAUGCAGGCUUUCAUGCUUUAUAUGUCUGGCGGUGGUGUUCAGAUUUUCAGCAUAGGAAUAGUGUUUAUGCUGCUGCUCUCUCCUUUCAAGAACAUAGCUGGCAUCAAUGAAGCGUUCGCCCAAUAUGCGCCUUCAAAGAAAAGACCAAAAGCAAUCACCACUCUACCUAUUCACAAAGCUGUCUAUAUCCUGUGCAACCUUCUUACACUGGGUGUAGGCCUAUGGAAAUGUCGGUCAAUGGGCUUGCUGCCAACUGGUACAGGCGAUUGGCUUGCGUUUGAAACUCGAGGGCCUGCACCCGAAAUAUCAUUAUUCUAA